Molecule: messenger RNA, 1563 nt
Organism: Glarea lozoyensis ATCC 20868
Lineage: Eukaryota; Fungi; Ascomycota; Leotiomycetes; Helotiales; Helotiaceae
Product: Arabinanase/levansucrase/invertase
Exons: 1
Coding region: 1-1563 (520 amino acids)
Biological process (GO): carbohydrate metabolic process
Molecular function (GO): hydrolase activity, hydrolyzing O-glycosyl compounds
Source: RefSeq, a predicted model, not a curated record
AUGUAUUUAUUCCUUGUACAGUUGUUCGCUCUUUUUUUAGCUUUCUCAACUGUUUUUGGCCAGUCUUUCACAAAUCCUGUGCUCUGGGAGGAUCUCGCAGACUUGGAUAUUUUUCGAGUUGGCGAUGUUUACUACUACUCGGCUUCAAACAUGCAUUACUCACCAGGGGCACCGAUUUUAAUGUCCUACGACCUCGUCAACUGGAAAUACAUCGGGCAUUCUGUUCCAACUCUUGGCUUUGGCUCAAAGUACGAUAUGUCUGGUGCUGCAACUGCAUACGUCAAAGGAAUAUACGCAUCGACAAUGCGCUACCGGGCGAGCGACAACACCUGGUUUUGGUAUGGUUGUAUCGAGUACAGUGGCACCUACGUUUACACCGCUAGCUCUGUCACCGGUCCCUGGCAGCAAAAGACAAAGAUCAGCACAUGUUAUUACGACGCUGGCAUGCUAAUCGAUGAUGACAAUACCAUAUACAUUGCCUACGGCAACACGCAGCUUUCCGUCGCGCAACUCUCAAAGGAUGGUCUUUCCCAAGUCAAGACCCAAGUUGUCUACCAGACACCCUCCACCAUUGGAACGCUUGAGGGAUCUCGAAUGUAUAAGAUAAAAGGCUCCUAUUACAUUUUCGCCACAAGACCGGCCAACGGACAAUACAUUUUGAAGUCCACCAACGGCCCAUUUGGGCCUUAUGAAGUCAAGCAAUUGCUCUUGAAUCUUCCAGGGCCGAUCUCUGGGGGAGGUGUCCCUCACCAAGGUGGCUUAGUUCAAACGCCAGCAGGAGAAUGGUGCUACAUGGCCUUCGUUGAUAGCUAUCCUGGUGGACGUGUUCCUGCUCUUGCACCAAUCGGUUGGGGUUCUGAUGGCUUCCCAGUGCUCCAAACAUCCAACGGAGCCUGGGGAACCUCAUACAUAGCACCUCUACCGUUACGUCCGCUAGAAUCUCCUAGCGGGAUUGAUUACUUCAACGGGACUUCUCUUGGUCCGCAGUGGGAAUGGAACCACAACCCCGACACCAGUAAAUUCUCAGUUAAGAAUGGCCUUACGUUGUCUGCCGCAACUGUUACCAGCGAUCUAUAUAAAGCUCGCAACACCCUCUCUCGCCGCAUCUUGGGCCCCACCUCGUCGGGGACUAUUAUCUUGAACGUUGAGAACAUGAAAGAUGGCGACCGGGCCGGCUUCGCUCUCCUGCGCGACACGAGCGCGUGGGUUGGCGUUCGCAGAGAUGGUACGGCACUCAAGAUCUCCAUGUGGUCCGGCCUGACCAUGACAUCCACAUGGGCUACCGCAAACACUGGAUCCGAAGUCAGCAGCGCAUCGGUGUCUGGCACUCGCUUUUGGCUUCGUGUCUAUGCGGAUAUUCAUGCUGGGACUGGAAAGCAGGGUUACUUCUAUUACAGUACCGACGGUAAAUCCUUCCAGAAGCUAGGCAGCUUGACGCUCAAUCAGGCAUGGAACUUUUUCCCGGGUUAUCGCUAUGCCAUCUUCAAUUAUGCAACAAAGACUCUGGGUGGAUCUGUUCUUAUUGAGUCGUUCAAGGUGGAUUCACCAGGGUUGACUACGUAG